This is a messenger RNA of Erythranthe guttata (spotted monkey flower), 405 nucleotides long. RefSeq names its product LOB domain-containing protein 27. The record is from RefSeq and is a predicted model, not a curated record. NCBI's taxonomy places the organism in Eukaryota, Viridiplantae, Streptophyta, Magnoliopsida, Lamiales, Phrymaceae.
AUGGCGAACGCACUUCCAGUAGUUUAUAAAGCUUGCGCGGCAUGCAAACACCAACGCAGAAGAUGCGAUGCAAACUGCGAACUCGCCAAAUAUUUCCCGGCGGAAAAAGCCGACGAUUUUGAAGACGUGUACCACCUUUACGGCAUGCAAAACACAUUAAAAAUACUUAAAUCCGUUGACGAAGAAGAAAGAGAUAAGACGAUUGAGAGUCUUAUUAUGGAGGCGAAGAUGCGAUUGGAAUAUCCCGUGCACGGCCACUUUUCGGUCGCGAGAAAGCUUAGCAUUGAGAUUGACAAGGCGGAGAAAGAGCUUGAAUUUGUCCGCAGACAAAUCCAGCUCUUUAGAGGAUCGGAUAACCGGGCCGGUCCGUCAACCCGCCGUGAAGGGCAACCCGAUCAACCGUGA